Molecule: messenger RNA, 498 nt
Organism: Gavia stellata (red-throated loon)
Lineage: Eukaryota; Metazoa; Chordata; Aves; Gaviiformes; Gaviidae
Gene: TNNC2
Product: troponin C2, fast skeletal type
Exons: 5
Cellular component (GO): myosin II complex
Molecular function (GO): calcium ion binding
Source: RefSeq, a predicted model, not a curated record
CUCUCCCUCGCCUUGCAGACGGACCAGCAGGCCGAAGCCCGCGCCUUCCUCAGCGAGGAGAUGAUUGCGGAGUUCAAGGCCGCCUUUGACAUGUUUGAUGCGGAUGGCGGCGGGGACAUCAGCACCAAGGAGCUGGGGACGGUGAUGAGGAUGCUGGGCCAGAACCCGACCAAGGAGGAGCUGGACGCCAUCAUAGAGGAGGUGGACGAGGACGGCAGCGGCACCAUCGACUUCGAGGAGUUCCUGGUGAUGAUGGUGCGCCAGAUGAAGGAGGACGCCAAGGGCAAGUCUGAGGAGGAGCUGGCCAACUGCUUCCGCAUCUUCGACCGGAACGCGGAUGGGUUCAUUGACAUCGAGGAGCUGGGUGAGAUCCUGAGGGCCACCGGGGAGCACGUCACCGAGGAGGACAUAGAGGACCUGAUGAAGGACUCGGACAAGAACAACGAUGGCCGCAUCGACUUCGAUGAGUUCCUGAAGAUGAUGGAGGGUGUGCAGUAA